Messenger RNA from Marmota flaviventris (yellow-bellied marmot), 1505 nucleotides. NCBI's taxonomy places the organism in Eukaryota, Metazoa, Chordata, Mammalia, Rodentia, Sciuridae. The record is from RefSeq and is a predicted model, not a curated record.
GUGCUCAGCACUCAACACACAGUGAAGUAAAGUCAUAUGCCCAGGCUCUGACUUCACCUGGUCACUCUGUGUGCAGCUGCUUCUUCAUACAGAGCCUUCUAGAAUCAUGCUUUUCAAGCUUUAAUGUGCAUAUGAAUCUGCUGGGAUCUUGUUAGCAUGCAGAUUGGUCUAAGGAAUCUGGUUGGCCUCAGACUCUGUAUUUCUGACAAGUUUCUGAGUAAUGCCAUUGCUGCUGGUCUAGGGCUGUGUUUUGAGUAGCUUCUCCAGUCUCUUCCCUGGUGCCGUCACUAGGACGUGCCUGGCUAGCAUCAGAGCUGGUUGCUCCGAUUGCCACUCAGAGUCUUCUUGCUUAUCUUCCCUCCUCUGCUCAAUAUCACCUACUUAUCCGCCACCUGAAGUUGGACUCCAGAAAAAAGACACCAAUGAUGAGACUGUGUAUCUCCCUCCACGCUUGCUUAUGAUUCUUGCAGGACUGUUCGUGGGCUGAGACUUCAGCAGGGUUGAGACCCAGCCCAGGGUGUGGGCUCCAUGGGAGUGGGCCAAGAAGGGGACCUGGCUUCUGUGCUGCCUUAGGCCUGCUUCUCAGAGGGCUGGGUCCAAGAGGCCAGAACCAUGUAGAGAUCUGACUUGAUACCUAAGAAGGAAUGCUUUUUGUUUUCCAGAAGAGGGUCUUGCGGAUGGCCCCGCUACCUGGGGCAGAGCUGAUCCAGAAGCCACGACAGCUCUACCGAUACUUGCUGCGUUGUUGCCGGCAGCUGCCAACCAAGGGCAUCCAGGAGCAUUACAAACAUGCUGUCAGGCAGAGUUUCCGAGUUCAUUCAGAUGAAGACAACCCUGAGAGAAUCCAGCAGAUUAUUAAAAGAGCCAUUGAAGAUGCUGACUGGAUCAUGAACAAAUAUAAAAAACAAAACUGAGACUCUAGAGCCCAAAGUGAAGCUGUCCUAGAGACAUUUAAAAUCCAGAGGUCUCUCUUCUCCUGGAGCCAGUCAGCAGCAGCAGUUUUGGAAUAUUCUUUGGCCCUAUUGGCUUAGAGAACAAGAAAUCAGGAGGAAAAAGCUAACAUCCGCUCAGACAGCUCUUCUCUCCACGGUCAUGUUUCCAGCAUCUUUUAUGUUUGCUCUUCCAGCUAGUCACGAUGUGAAAUUUGGGGAGAAUAUGGUGUUUUUUUGUUUCUUUUGUGUGUUUUUCAUUUUUGUUUUUUUAUUAUUUUACUUUGCUCUGAAAGUGAUUCAUUUAUUCUGGAGGUCUCUCUACCAUUCCCUGAGCCCCACAUCAGAUCUCCCCACAGUUGGCCGCUUGCACAGAGGAAAGCGAGUGGGCUUGAGAAGCCGACAGAUCUGGAUCUGAAGCCCAGCUCAGCAGCUUUUCUGGUGACUCGCCUUUGAGAUUGGUUUCCUCCUUGAGGAGGAUUAAAUAAAAUGGAGUUGAAGUGCCUAACGUAGGAUAUGGUACCUGCCAAUAAAUGUCCCUCUGAGGAAGCUGUUCUGCGCAGCCCCUUCCCUUCC